UCCCUCCUUUUCCUCUCUCCUCUCCUCUUUUAACCCUCCGUCUCUCCUUCGCUUUUUUCAUUCUUCCCGCCGCUUGUUGCUUUGGAGAUUUCACACUUUUCUCAGAACAAGGAAACAAGGACACGAGGAUGGAUUUAAGGAGCUAGGAAGCACGUGAGGACUAACUGUUUGGAUACGGACCAAGGAUUAAAAAGCCAUAGCGUUAAGGACACAUGAUGUCGGCGCCUCCUCUGAUUCGUGCUCCCAGCCCUCUCCCGUUUCCCGGGGCGACAGAGGAAGAGGGCGGGGCAGCUCCACCAGGGGGCGUGGUCUCCUUCCACAUCCAGAUCGGACUGAGCAGAGAGCCUGUUCUACUGGACUCUGGAGACCUGAAUCUGAGCCAAGUCCGAGAGGUGGCCUGCUCCAUCAUAGACCAGAAGCUCCCAGAGUGUGGGUUCUAUGGGAUGUACGAGAAGAUUCUUUUGUUCCGUCAUGACUCGUCCUCAGAGAACCUGCUCCAGCUACUGCGCUCGGCCAGUCAGAUCCAAGAUGGAGACCUGGUGGAGGUCGUGCUCUCAGCGUCUGCCACAGUAGAAGACUUCCAGAUCCGUCCUCACUGUCUCUUCGUGCACUCGUACAGAGCCCCGGCGUUCUGUGAUCACUGCGGAGAAAUGCUCUGGGGGCUCGUCCGGCAGGGACUCAAGUGUGAAGGUUGCGGGUUGAAUUACCACAAGCGCUGUGCCUUUAAGAUCCCCAACAACUGCAGCGGCGUGCGCAGACGGCGUGGCUCAAACGUGUCCUUGGGUGGGGGUCUGGGUGGAGGUUUGGGUGGGGGUCUGGGUGGACUAGGUCUGGGUCUGGGUCUUGGGACUUUGGGGAACCGGCCUCUCUCUGCUGAACCAUCUCCUCCACAUUACUCCGACGAUGCUCUGCUGUCUCCAGUCAGCCCCAACAUGGAGAAGUCCCAGAUGGACUUCCUCCCUGGCCGUGAGCGCAGGUCCAGCUCUCAGUCGUACAUCGGACGUCCCAUCGAACUGGACAAAAUGCUCCACAGAAUCAAAGUCCCUCACACCUUCCUCAUCCACUCCUACACCAGGCCCACGGUCUGCCAGGUCUGCAAGAAGCUGCUCAAAGGGAUCUUCAGACAGGGACUGCAGUGUAAAGACUGCAGAUACAACUGUCACAAACGCUGUGCGGCUAAAGUCCCCAACAACUGUCUGGGAGAAGUGUCCAGGAACGGAGAGCUGCUGAGUCCUGGGGCGGAGUCAGACGAGCACGACGGCGGCAGGAGGGCGAGCCUAUUGGACGACCUGGAGGAAGUGAUGUCAUCAGAGGGCGCCCUUCUGCUGGAGACCGGGGCCAGCGAUGACAUGGAUCUGGAUGACUCCAACCGGGCCAUCAGCCCCACCACGAGUAACAACAUUCCCCUGAUGAGAGUGGUCCAGUCGGUCAAACACACAAAGAGGAAGAGCAGCAAUGUGAUGAAGGAGGGCUGGAUGGUGCACUACACAAGCAAAGACACACUGAGGAAGAGACAUUACUGGCGUCUGGACAGUAAAUGCAUCACACUGUUCCAGAAUGACACCAGCAGCAAAUACUACAAGGAGAUCCCUCUGUCUGAGAUCUUGACCCUGGAGCCUGCUCAGACCUUCUCGCUCCUCCCCGAUGGAGCGAAUCCUCACUGCUUUGAGAUCUCCACCACAGCUCUGGUUUAUUAUGUGGGAGAAAACCUGUCUCGAUCUGAGUGUGGACUGAGUGGGAGCAGUCUGCUGGUGAGUGGAGUGGGGCAGGAUGUGGCUCGUAUGUGGGAGAUGGCCAUUCAACACGCUCUGAUGCCCGCCGUGUCCACAGGCAUCUCCCACAACAACCACCAACACACGGAGGUGUCCGUCAGCAUCUCUGUGUCCAACUGUCAGAUCCAGGAGAACGUGGACAUAAACUCGGUGUACCAGAUCUUCCCAGAUGAGGUUUUGGGCUCCGGACAGUUUGGCAUCGUCUACGGAGGGAAACACAGGAAGUCUGGGCGAGACGUGGCCAUAAAAAUCAUCGACAAAAUGAGAUUUCCAACGAAACAAGAAUCACAACUGCGCAACGAGGUCGCCAUUUUACAGAGCUUGCACCACCCAGGUGUAGUGAACUUGGACUGCAUGUUUGAGACCCCAGAGCGCGUCUUUGUGGUGAUGGAGAAACUUCACGGAGACAUGUUGGAGAUGAUUCUGUCCAGUGAGAAAGGACGGCUCCCUGAACGCAUCACCAAGUUCCUCGUUACACAGAUCCUUGUGGCUCUGAGGCACCUCCACUUUAAGAACAUCGUCCACUGUGACCUGAAGCCGGAGAACGUGCUGCUGGCCUCUGCUGACCCCUUCCCUCAGGUGAAGCUGUGUGACUUCGGCUUCGCUCGGAUCAUCGGGGAGAAGUCGUUCAGGCGCUCUGUCGUGGGGACCCCCGCCUACCUCGCCCCCGAAGUCCUGAGAAACAAAGGAUACAACCGCUCCCUGGACAUGUGGAGCGUAGGGGUCAUAGUCUACGUCAGUCUGAGUGGAACGUUUCCUUUUAAUGAAGACGAGGACAUCAACGACCAGAUCCAGAACGCCGCCUUCAUGUACCCACCCCACCCUUGGAAGAAGGUCUCACAAGAAGCCAUCGACAUGAUCUCAAACCUGCUCCAGGUCAAGAUGAGGAAGAGGUACAGCGUCGACAAGACCCUCAGCCACCCCUGGCUCCAGGAUUACCAGAUGUGGUUGGACCUGCGGGGUCUGGAGAUGCGUAUGAACGAGCGCUACAUCACCCACGAGAGCGACGACAUGCGCUGGCUGCAUCACGCACAGCUCAACGGUCUCCACGGCGAUGGAUCCGACCGGUACCCAGAGGUGGACGAGGAGCUGGAGACGCUGAGCGAGAAAGUCAGCGAACUGUGAUCCUAACGCUAAAGCUAAUGCUAACACUUACAAUUGUGAAAGAUUUAGUUUUAUUUUAUUUAAAAGUAGCAUUUAGAGUUUUAGGUUUUCAACUGUAUACGUCACUCAAGGUACAGGACCUGAGGUUCUCUGAGGAUCCAAACCAACAAAAACAAAAACAAACAAAAAACAGACAAGGACUAGGCUCAGAUCUGGUCCACUGCUCCUGACAAGUGUAACUUAGUCUACGUUCAGACUGCAGGGCUUAACGCUCAAUUCACAUUUUUCUGUGAAAUCCAAUUUUUUUGCAAAGUCGUUCACAUUUCCAUUUAAAUGUGACUUGUUUCUGAUCUCCAGUGUGAACUUUAAAUGCCCCAAAAGUGUCCCGCAUGUGCACUGGAGACACGACAACGUCACACACAGCGAGCAUGCUCAGUGUUUAAGGAAGUCGCCUAAACAUGGACGCAGCACUGAGCACAUGGAGAUUUUAAAGUUGCUGUCGUACCAGAGCCAGAACAUGUACAGACUAUUUGUUUAAGGAGGAGAUUAAGAAGGAGAAGGACGAGGUUUUUGGCCGUGGAGUUUUGUGGGGCAGUGGUAGCAAGGUCUGUAGAAAAAAACAUGUGGGUGCAGAGUCCGAGCCAAGAGUGGAGGGAUUGACAUGUGCUUCUCUGCUUCACUCACACAGAGUUCAGACACAAUUUUUGUACGUUGAGAAGAACGUUUGUGAACAUUUGUGACGUGUAGGGGGGAUGAAUGUAGCCUGGCCGUUCAGACUGAAGUCACAUGUCAAAAGAUCGGAUAUGUAUCGGUUUUAGGAGCACAUAUCCAAGUCGGCUGUGUCGCUUUUGAAAAAAUCGGAUCUGUGUCGUUCAGACUGUCAUGAAAGAUCAGAUACAGGAACACAGGGGCCAAAAAAAUCAGCUUUGGGUCACUUGGGGCUGCAGUCUGAACUUAGCCUUAGAGACACUGGUGGAUGGAUCAAAUGCAAAGGACAAUCUUAGCAGUAAAAAUAUAAAAAUAUUUCAUUUUAAACAAUUUGUAGUGGUCCAGAGUUAUUCCGCUUUUACCUUAUGCAUUCAGGGCAUCCAAAUUAUUCACCACAGUGAGUUUAUAAGCACUUUUCACAACUCUCAGAGACUAGAGGAGAGUUUUUACAUCAACAGCUAGGAUGCUAAUAAGCCCUUCCUGAUUCUGGGGCUAUAAAACUCUUAAUAAUUAGAUGUAGGCAGUACACAGCUGACUUAUUUUGACCUCAAGAGCUGUUUAUACAAUAUAUCUCUACUGGGGCAAGACACUUAAAUACAUUAAUCCUUAAAUACAUGGGGGAAAACAUCAAGUACAAAGACUUUAAAGAGCCCAUCUCAUGCAAAAUAACUCUUUUCACAUUGUAUCUUCUGCACAUAUUCAAGCACAAUUUGGGUUUUGGAACAUCCAUGACACAAUAGUUAUGAAAUCUUACUGAUUUCUUGGAGACAGUCACAGACCAGGAACUAUGAAAGACCGACUAUUGCUCCUCCCCCCGCCCGUCCUGAGAAAGCACAGGCUCCGCCCUCCAAAACGUGACGUAGUCUCUGAGUGAGCCGCCCUUCCUCCGCCCAUCUCAGGGAGGGAGGGGGAGACAGGUGUGCACCCUGAUAGUGGUAGGAAUAAACUUUUAUUCAUCAUGGAGAUACAGCGCGUUCAGCCGCAUGUGUUGGACCCGGAAUCGGACGAGGACUUUGAGAUGCACGAAGCUCAAGCACCGCGUCCCACAUCAACUGAACAUUACUGAUUGGUAAAGUUUUAAUAAACACUAGAAGAUCAACUUACUAUAUCAUGUUCACUGCAGUGUAGAACAAUGAACUUACGCUGUCGCUUUUGUUUAGGUGUUCAUGUGGAACUGUCAGUCGAUGUGGGAUGGAGGGGGGGCGGAGGUGGUGGAUCGGGGGCGGGGAGGCGGGUGUGAAGCGCUCUCUGCUAUGUCAAACGCGUCAUAGGUGUAGCUGCCGCGUCAUCAUUGUAGCAGCUUUAGUUUGUUGUCAUGUGGGAGGGUGGCAGAAAUACACUGCAAUUUGUUUAAAAAUCAAUCUAAAAACCACUUCGGCGACAAAUACAAGGCUCACACAUCACUCUUAGAAGAUAGAAAGCUCUGAAAAGUUGAUUUUGCAUUAGAUGGGCCCUUUAAAUGAGCAGUUCUGACUCUGGCCUGUAGUUGGCGCUCUGCAGAGAGUAAAUCGUGUGUAUAUUCAUACUCCUGUUGGUUUUGUUCCUCUGAGAGUCUCUGUAUCUUCAUCGGACAAUCAGACUUUUAUCUCCACUGUUUGGUCCUUCCUGCUCUGAGCCAUUAGCCUCAUUAGCUUAAAGCCUGGUUAGCCACAUGUUUGUCUCACAAUAUAGACUUUAUUUGGUAACGCCCACUUUCGCCUCUAAGUGCUCUAAACCGCAUUUGCUUAAUGGUGGUGCUUCUGGUUAAGCUUUAGAAUGAUCUCGAGCUGUGUCAGAGCAAGUAUAAGAGCACGUGGACCACUGUGGGACCUACCUGGAUGGGAAAAGAAAAGAAAAUAACACUGAAAAUCACAUUCUAUUCUCUGUUUUUCUACUCUGCAUUCGUCGUUUUAAUGUACAUCACCAGACUGAUUCUCUCUGUAAAAAAUAAUGAGAAAGACGUGAGGUUAACCAGGUUACGAACCGUCGCUAAAGUAUGUCUCAGUCUAUGUCAACAUACGUUUCAAAUGUCUCAAAUUAUUCUUAAAUAUGCCAAAAAUGAUAAAAAAUAACCAUGUUUUUGUGAUUUGUGAAUAUAAGGGUUAUAAAACUGCUCACUGCCUAAAGAUGAUUUAAUUAGUUUGAAAUAAACGUAAAGGGCCCAUGUUACGCUGUUUUCUCUGUUACGAUGUUGUUUACUCAUCAAAAACAGACCUGGAGUUGUGUUUGUUUCAUUCACACAUUCACACAACCCUAAUUGAAAACACUAUUUUGCUCCACUGUGUUUUUAAAGUUGACACACUUUCACUGAAAUCACUUGAAAUCACAAAAACUGAAAUUUGGAUCAUUUCAGCCACAGAACUGCCAACCUCUACUGAACUGAAAUUAAAAAGGAGAUGUUAACUUGACAACUACCACUACAUGACAUCACAAGGUGGUACAGAGCAUUUUUGGAGAUGUAAAUAGACUAAUAAUAAAGUGUAAAUCAGACAUGUGUGAAUGAAACUAAAUACAACUCCAGGUCUGUUUUGGAGGAGGUAACAACAUUGUGGCUUAAAGCUUUGCGUAAUAUAAGACCUUUAACAAAAAUACACAAUAUUUUGGAAAUUUAGAGCACUUAAGUUCACCUGUACAUGUGUGUGUACAGACGUACAUCCUGAGGUAAAAUUUUGUGUAUUUUUGGGUUUAUUGAAAAUGAUUUUGCCAUAAUUAUAACAAAGGGCUGUCCACGUCUUGUGCCUCUUUUUGAAGUCCCUGUCUAGUCCUGGUUUAGUCCUGGUUUAGUCCUGGUUUAGUCCUGGUUUAGUCCCAGUUUAGUCCCAGUUUAGUCCUGGUUUAGUCCUGGUUUAGUCCUGGUUUAGUCCUGGUUCAGACCUGGUUUAGUCCUGGUUCAGACCUGGUUUAGUCCUGGUUUAGUCCUGGUUCAGACCUGGUUUAGUCCUGGUUUAGUCCUGGUUCAGACCUGGUUUAGUCCUGGUUUAUUCCUGGUUCAGACCUGGUUUACACCUUGUUUAGUCCUUUUUCAGACCUGGUUGAGUUUUUUGUAUAGUAGUGUUUGCAUUAAUAUUCACUAAUUAAUAAUAUGUUAUGAAAUAUAAUAAAUACAUAUUAAUUUACACAGAUUAAUCGCCAUGUGAGUCCUGGUUUAGUCCUGGUUUAGUCCUUGUUAUAAACCGAUUACUAUGACUUUUAAUCCCUGAAUGUAUUUUAAAAUAACAUUUUAAAAACAAUUAUACCAGAAUGUAUUUUUGUGAAUUCACAUUUUGACCCUUUAAGAUUUUACUUUGAUUUUUUUCUGAACAUUUUAGAGUUUUGUGGAAAUGUCUAAAAUACAGAAAUAUUACAUGUUUUUCGAAGAAGCCAUUUUCCGACGAGCUUUAAAAAAAAAAACGUGUGGCUCCUGACUCCAUCUGCUGGUGACGUGUGAUACUGUGGGGUUCAUACUUCAGGAGAAAAGUGUUAAAAGUGUCUCUGUAUAUGUCACAGAUCAAAAUGGGACCUCAAUUCUGACACAGUUUGAACAAUGUGUUAAAAUUUAAAGAAGAGGCAUUUUGCAAAAUCUAUUCUUGGAUCUUUCUCAAAUGUUAUAACAUUGUUCGUUCAUCAAAAACACGCCUGAAGAGGGUUUAAUCCUCCAUGCAUGUCUGAGUAAUCUAGCAGUCUCUCUUUAUUGUACACUAUUGACUUAUUGAUCCCUAUUGAACCCUCUUUACAGUUAGCAGUACGAGUCUGUACAAGGCUCCACCCACAAACCUACAUCACCCAUGCUCCAACAAUUCUCCAUAAAUAUACAAAAACAUGAUACAAAACUCUGCACAAUAAUUUGACAAACCUGAAGCGAUGUGCAGUAGUUUCAUCAGCUGAUAGAUGCUGAUUGUGAUAGUGUUCUGAAGGGGGACUGACUUAGUUCAGAGAGCAAAUUGAUGUGGGACCCUCUAAAUUAUAAUAUAUUGUUAUGUGUUAGCAGUUACUACCCCAUGAAAGUAAAAUACUCCUCUUUAAAAACAAAAAAAGGAAACUGUAAACUAAUUUCAAUGCAGCUUUUGUGUCCACUCGCUCACUCUUCAUAUGACAAAUAAGUAAUAAUGAAUAAAUAAAUAAGUAACAAUAAAUAAAUAAAUAUGUUCAAAUAAGUUCACAUUUUGACUAAAAGUUUAUAAACUGUAUGAUUUGAGAAACAUUUUUGCAUAAAUGUUAAAAAAUAAAAUAAAAAAAUCACUUGUAUUUGACACAUUGUUCAAAUUUACAGAAUUGAGUCAGUAAAAUUUUGUAUUUUCAAAACUGAAAUAAAAAUUGUUGGAUUGUUCUGUCGUUGCCUGAAGUGCUCUGUGCCGCUCAGACUUGAAACAUUUCAGCGCCAUCUCAAUAAAUUAUUUUAAAAUCAA
Molecule: messenger RNA, 7948 nt
Organism: Boleophthalmus pectinirostris (great blue-spotted mudskipper)
Lineage: Eukaryota; Metazoa; Chordata; Actinopteri; Gobiiformes; Gobiidae
Gene: prkd1
Product: protein kinase D1
Exons: 22
Coding region: 213-2897 (894 amino acids)
Biological process (GO): protein phosphorylation
Molecular function (GO): protein serine/threonine kinase activity; ATP binding
Source: RefSeq, a predicted model, not a curated record